AGACUCUUCACAAGUACUCUCUGCCUUCAACGUGAGAAGAACUCAAAAGUUUAUCAAUAAUUCUUAAAGAAUAAGGGCAUACAGUGGCCAUACCUCAUAGAUACCUGUCCAUCAGUAUUCAAGAAUUGUGGAAAUUUAUCAAGAUUUUCAACUUGAAAUUUGUUUUCAAUUAGGUAGGGUAUAAGGUAUUGAUGAUCCGCUGAGUAAUAACCCAACUCUCAACAAAAUGUGGAGGCUAAGUGAAUCCAUUUUGGGGGAGAAUGAAGAGCAGCAAGAUAAUCUGUUUGGUGACCAAGAAGCCCUCUGCUCUGUGUCCCCUUUACAGAGAGUUUAUGGUUUCGCGGCUUGUCUGCUCGCCGGCUUUAUUUGUAUGUUCCUGUCAAUGAUCGUGUUCAUCAAGCCCAUCAAAUUUGCCUUGUUAUUUACUUUUGGCAACAUGUUGGCCAUUGGAAGCACAGCUUUUCUCAUUGGACCUAUGCAGCAACUUUCAAUGAUGAUGGAUCCAGUUCGUGCCUAUGCCACAUCCAUGUAUGUUGGAUGCGUUGUUUUAGCUCUCAUUUGUGCACUCUGGAUCCACAGUAAGAUUCUGACUCUACUUGCAAUCAUAUGCGAGAUAUGUGCCCUUGUCUGGUACAGUUUAAGUUAUAUUCCUUUUGCCCGUAGAAUGGUUUCAAAUGUCACAAUCCGUCUUUUUGACACUGAAAUCUAGUGGAUUCAAUGCGGAAGCAACAUCACUCCAGUAUAUUUUUGAGUGCUGGACUCUAGUCUACUCAAUUUGGAAGAGAUUCUUCCCUGCCGAUUAUUUUUGAAGAGAUUUAUAAUUCUUUUUGGUUUUCAUCUGAUGACAGACGGAACUCCACUUUUCAAUCAGGUGUGAAUGAAUUCGCUUGGACAGUUAAAUUUUAUGCUGACAUAGGUUGUACCCUCUGGUUUCUUUUCAUUUCAGAAAGUUAUGGUUGCUUUCUUCUUCUGCUGCCUUGUUCACCUCAUAGUUGUCCCUUGCCAUGAUUGACAAAGAUUUCAUCCCUCGCCCUCACACAUCAAAUUUAAAAUCAUUGUUGAAUCAAAUCACACUCUUGAUGUAUGUCUGUUCUACUUAGUUCUGUUGUCUUUCAACUUUGAUAUUAUGUUUUGCAUUAUGAACAAAUAUAUCUAUUCUUUCUGAUAUAUAGUUGCUUAUAUUUAAGGAAACUACAUUGGGAAUCACUGGAUAAUAAAAUUGGCCAUGUUAUUAUUUCUUA
Molecule: messenger RNA, 1241 nt
Organism: Solanum lycopersicum (tomato)
Lineage: Eukaryota; Viridiplantae; Streptophyta; Magnoliopsida; Solanales; Solanaceae
Biological process (GO): vesicle-mediated transport
Cellular component (GO): membrane
Source: RefSeq, a predicted model, not a curated record